AUGCCGACGCUUAACUCGUCCUCUUCAUUCCUGGGCCGACUUUCGGCCCGUUCCAGCUUCAUCUCACCAAAAGAAGUUAAAGUCACCGUACAGCUGCUCAACGACGCGGACACUGUCAUCAAUGAGUUCAAGAGAUCGCCAACCAGCAAAGCGAUACUGGACUAUAUUUGUGAGCUGAAGAACAUUCGUGAAAAGGACUACCUCGGACUCCGUUACCAGGAUCAUAACAAACAUCGUUAUUGGGUGGAUCUGUCUCGACCGAUUUCGCACAUCGCGAAGCAAUUCAAGUCCGAUUCUCUUGCCCUUCGCUUGCGCUUUCGCUACUAUCCAGCUGAGCCGUCCCAUUUGAGAGAAAAUGUCAGCAGGUUC
Messenger RNA from Ostertagia ostertagi, 369 nucleotides. Lineage: Eukaryota; Metazoa; Nematoda; Chromadorea; Rhabditida; Trichostrongylidae. The record is from the annotation of a GenBank genome assembly.